AUGGACUGUGAUAUCUGCCAUCGCAAGCAUGACGCCAAGCGAUUGCCGUUUCUCUGCACCGUCGACGCCCGGAACUCGCUAUUUGAGGACCGCCUGAAGAACGUGCAGCUGCUCAUUGAAAAUGAAGGCCUCCAGGAGGAGAUCAGCGCCUUGUUGUCAGAGCCCUCGACCACCCCAACAAAGAACCGCAAGGACUCGAUGCAAGCGCAGCAGCGGAUGGCCGAGGAUAGGACGACCCAGAUUCUGGCCGCCGCCGACAAGUUUAGGGAAGACAUAAGAGCCGCCAGGGCCGAGAUCGAGGCCAGGAAGGCCGCCCUAUCCAGCCGCAGAUCUGACUUCGCCGCUGCGUCCGAUGGCCUCUCUGAUCGCAGAGCGAAGCAGCAGAAGGAGGUGGAAAAGUCCAUCAGCAUGAUUAACUACCGGUGGACCCGAUCAGCCGAAGACAUGGCUCGUACACGAUCCUUUCUUUGUAUGGAGGCGGCCACACUGUAUGGACUCGACCGAGUCGAGAAGGGUUCCCCCGGAGGAUACGAGUAUCAGCUCGGUGGUAUUCCUAUCAUCGAGCUGAUCGGAAUGAAUUGUGAGAAUCCUAGCUCCUCUGUCGAAAGUAAAGCUAACACCCUCAUGGCAUCAUCGCCAGAAAUGAUCUCGACCUCUCUUGGCCACAUUUGCCAUAUUCUCAUGCUUGCAUCUCAUUAUCUCGCAAUCCGCCUCCCUGCAGCUAUCACCCUUCCUCACCGCGACUAUCCUCGGCCAACCAUCUUCAACCUGGCUAGCUCCUAUAGAAAGGGAGAUCCAGUGUUCCCCAGCCAAACAGGAGCCGCCACCCCUAACUCUACCGCAGGAGAUGCGGAUUCUCAGCAUGUUUCGCGCCCGAGGCCCCUUUUCAUCGACAAACCUUUGUCGCAACUAAUCAAGGAGGAUCCAGCCACCUACUCUUACUUCAUAGAAGGUGUCACUCUUCUGGCCUACAACAUCGCUUGGGCCUGUAGCACUCAAGGAGUGCCAGUCGGCGAAAAGGGCUCAUUCGAGGACAUCUGCAACAUGGGUCGCAACUUGUACAACCUUCUGAUCAACCAGCAGUCCACAGGCAUCGAUGGCAAACCCACUCACCUGGGACAGUUUUCCCACGGGACAGCCUACAACUUUCUCUCGGCAGCCGAGGGGACCGAACUUGCUAAGAACUUCAAGUUGCCCAACCCGAUGAAACUCGCCGACAAGCUUAAGAAGAAGCUGCUCAGCGAAGCACCUACACCUGACUGGGAGGUCCUGGAUGAUGACGCCUGGAAGGUUGAAGAGACCGCAGUUGGCAAGCCAUCCGAGGACAAGAGUUCUCCUCGUAGAGGCUCAAGUGGAUGGAUGAAGGUGAAAAAUAGAUGA
Molecule: messenger RNA, 1380 nt
Organism: Fusarium keratoplasticum
Lineage: Eukaryota; Fungi; Ascomycota; Sordariomycetes; Hypocreales; Nectriaceae
Exons: 1
Coding region: 1-1380 (459 amino acids)
Biological process (GO): SNARE complex assembly
Cellular component (GO): endosome; lytic vacuole
Molecular function (GO): SNARE binding
Source: RefSeq, a predicted model, not a curated record